AUGCCUUCUUAUAUGGAUAUCUUUAUGAAGAGUCAACCUAUAGUAUUUCAAGAUAAGAAAUUCCUAAAUAAUGUUUGCAGACUCGAAAGAUCAUUGUAUGGAUUAAAGCAAGCUCCUAGAGCUUGGUUUGACAGGUUAAGUCAAUUUCUAAGUCAAUCUGGUUUUACUGCAUCUAAAACUGACACAUUUUUGUUUUUCAAGAUAACUGCAUCUACUGCUUUGUAUAUCCUCGUCUAUGUAGAUGGCAUUCUUGUCACUGGAGAUAAUAUCACCUCUAAUACAUAUCGGUCAAACCUUAAACUUGUUCUGUCUUCUUUAACAAAUUCAUUCAACAAAACCAUCAUCCGCAAUGGAUAUUACAAUGACACAAUCGGUCGAAAGCCUAAUACCGCCUAUGGGUAUUAUCAGUGCAGAGGUGAUCUUACAUUAGAAGAAUGUCGAUACAAUGUUGAUUUAGCCGCUAAAGAAGUACUAGCUAUAGGCCGCUGCCCAAACUCUACAGAAGCAAUGGUCACAUACAAAGAACUAGUUGCUCUAAAAUUUUCCGAUCAAUCAAUCUUCUCAGUCAUGCGAGAUGCUCCAUCAUUUCCUCUCCCUAAUGCAAAUUCGGUCCCAAACCCGGAUGAGUUUAAUCCAGGACUCGGCAAAUUGGUGAAUAAUAUUUUGGAAAAAGUUGCUUCUAAUGGUGUCUCCAAUACUUCUUCUUCAACUAAUAGAAAUUUGUAUGCUACUGGAAGCAUAGACGUUUCGAGGUCACAGAAAAUAUAUGGGCUAGCUCAGUGCAGUGCUGAUUUAUCAGUUAAAAAUUGCACUCAAUGUCUUCGUGGGAGAAUUGAUGAUUAUCGGAAAUCGUACAGUGGCCGAGUAGGUGGCAGAGUUAUUUGUUGGAGCUGCUAUUUUAGAUAUGAGACGUAUCUUUUUUACAACGCAACUUCACCAUCGUCAAAGCCAAAGAUUUCGCGUGAAGUAUUCCUGAUUAUUGUAGUUGUUCCAUCAGUGAUUACAGUACUAUCCAUCAUAAUCAUUUUGUAUUUCUGCGAAAAGCGAAGAAAAAAAGGGCCUGCAAGGAAAACUGAUGAUAUCGAUGAGAUUCAAAGUGCUGAAUCUUUGCAAUACAAAUUCAGUAUGAUAAGUGCGGCUACACACAAUUUCUCAGAUGCGAAUAAGCUUGGGCGAGGCGGAUUUGGUACUGUAUACAAGGGAACACUGUCAGAUGGACAAGAAAUAGCUGUGAAGAGAUUGUCUGAAAAUUCCGGUCAAGGUGAAGAAGAAUUUAAGAACGAAGUUGUAUUAUUGGCGAAACUACAACACAAAAAUCUUGUAAGACUUUUAGGCUUCUGUUUAGAUGGAGAUGAGAAGCUACUCGUAUACGAGUUUAUGCAGCAUGGCAGCCUCGAUCAGUUUUUAUUCGAUCCUGUUAAAAGCACGCAUUUGAAUUGGGAAAGGAGGUACAAGAUUAUACGGGGCGUUGCUAAAGGACUUCUCUAUCUUCACGAGGACUCUCCACUAAAGAUUAUUCACCGAGAUCUGAAAGCCAUCAAUGUAUUAUUAGGAGAUGAAAUGGUCCCCAAAAUUUCAGAUUUUGGGAUGGCUAGGAUGGUGAAUCAAAAUCAAGCCAGCACAAAACGGAUUUGUGGAACUUUUAGUUAUAUGGCUCCAGAAUAUGCAAUGCAUGGUAAAUUCUCCGCAAAAUCAGACGUCUUUAGUUUCGGUGUGUUGAUUUUAGAGAUCCUGUGUGGAAAGAGGAGUAACUCUUUUGGUGGAUUUGAAGGUGCUAAAAAUGUCUUAAGCUAUGCAUGGGGCCUUUGGGAGGAGGGGAAAUCUGUAGAGUUGUUAGAUCCAUCACUAAGGGACUGUUGUUAUUCACCGAAGGAAGUGAUGAGAUGCAUCCAAAUUGGGUUGUUAUGUGGUCAAAAGGAUGUAGCUAAUAGACCCACAAUGGCGUGGAUUAUUCAUAUGCUCAAUAACCACUCUGUCGCUCUUCCAACACCUUUAGCACCAUCUGCUUUUGUGUUGUGCGGUGAAACAGAACCCAGCAUCCCUUCUGAAGAUGGUGACAACAUAAGCGUGAACCAGGUGUCAAUGACGGAAUUUUACCCUCGCUGACCAUGUACUACUAGAUAGAGUACAUCUCAGAGUUCAACUUAAGUUUAAGCAAAGAUGAUAACUAGAUGUAUAUUUGGAUUGUUUGCCAUGGAUGAUGCAUCGUGUGUGUGUGCAUCAUAGCAUAAUAGCUUG
Molecule: messenger RNA, 2238 nt
Organism: Papaver somniferum (opium poppy)
Lineage: Eukaryota; Viridiplantae; Streptophyta; Magnoliopsida; Ranunculales; Papaveraceae
Product: putative receptor-like protein kinase At4g00960
Exons: 8
Coding region: 1-2106 (701 amino acids)
Biological process (GO): protein phosphorylation
Molecular function (GO): protein kinase activity; ATP binding
Source: RefSeq, a predicted model, not a curated record